Molecule: messenger RNA, 3202 nt
Organism: Pristis pectinata (smalltooth sawfish)
Lineage: Eukaryota; Metazoa; Chordata; Chondrichthyes; Rhinopristiformes; Pristidae
Product: transient receptor potential cation channel subfamily V member 3-like
Exons: 19
Coding region: 150-2585 (811 amino acids)
Biological process (GO): calcium ion import across plasma membrane
Cellular component (GO): membrane
Molecular function (GO): protein binding; calcium channel activity
Source: RefSeq, a predicted model, not a curated record
AUGAAAAGUAAAUGGGUUCCUUCUCCUGUCAGCAGUGGAUAGCCUAGAGCAGCAACGGCUCUUGUGCAGCAUCUCGGGGGCAGGACAGGAGCCAGGGAGCUCCACGGGGGUGGCAGCGAGGCACAGAGCCAGGCAGAGGGCAGCGAGCGAUGGAGGACGUCCCACCACAGGGCGGCUCAGUGGACGUGCAGGAGAUCCUCGGAAAGAUGGCCCUGAACCUGAACCUGACCUUCCCGCAGCAGAUGGGCAGCCUGGACCCCAGUGGGUCUGCUGACCCCAGCAAGGAGGUGGAUGAAUUUCUGACCAACCCCAGCCUCAGUGAAGCUUUCCCCUUCCAGCCAGAAGUGCCUCCCACCACCAGAGCUGAAGACUGUGUGGAUGGGACGGAAUCCAUUGAGGAGAGCCUUUAUGAGUGCUUCCCUUUUCAAAUGGACAAAAAUGACAAUAUCAGUUCAAGUAGGCCAAUCAAGGAAGUGGAAACAGUGAAAGAUCCAUGUGGUCUUCCGCCCUGUCGGCUGAAUGCAGAUCAAACCAUCAGCCUGUGGAAGAACAUUGAAUCUUAUAUUUUCCUGAAUCCCAUGGCCAGAUCGGAGAGCAGGGAAAAUAUAUCGGCUGCUCAGGAGGAAGGUGUGAGCCCGGAAGCUGAGAGGAAUCAGUGUGAUCUCAGCACUCUCAGGCUCCAGCUCUUUGGAGCGAUCUUUGAGGGCAACCUGGAGAGAAUUGACGGCCUCCUGCAGAAGAUUGAGGAUGCCAACGGGUACCUCUCCAACCCGAAGCUCAGAGACCCCAACACGGGGCAGACCUGCCUGAUGAAGGCCUUGCUGAAGAUAACCAACAAGGUCGAGGAGCAGUCCCAGGACAACAGAACGGUGGAGAUCGUCAGGAAGCUCAUCUCCUUCUCAAAGAGACACAAGGACCUGGCCGACCUCAUCAACGCCGCCUACACCGACAAGAUUUACCGGGGGCAGACGGCUCUGCACAUUGCGGUGGAGCGCAGGCGCUGUGACCUGGUCCAAGUCCUGGUGCAGAACGGAGCUGCCAUCGAUGUGAUGGCCAAGGGGAGCUUCUUCCGGAACAAGAGGAACAAGCAGUGUUCCUUCUACUUUGGGGGAUUCCCGCUCGGCCUGGCCGCUUGCACCAACCAACCGGAUGUCGUGACCUUCCUGAUCGAGCAGGGGGCGGAUCCCCGGGCGCAGGACCGGGCGGGCAACACAGUGCUGCACGCCCUGGUGUCCAUCGCCUGCGAGACGGCGGAGACACGCAGCUUCGUGACGGACAUGUACGACUUCAUCCUGAUCAAGAGCGCGGACCUGGAGCCCCACAGCAACCUGGAGAAGAUCACCAACCGCAAGGGCCUGACCCCGCUGCACCUGGCCGCGCACACCGGCAAGAUUGGUAUAUUUAGACACAUUCUGGGGAGGGAAAUAAAACAGCAGAAGUACAAACACCUCUCCAGGAAGUUCACGGAGUGGGAGUAUGGUCCGGUGACAUGUUCCCUCUACGACCUGUCAAGUGUGGAUACAAUCGAGGAGAAUUCGGUGCUGCAGACUGUUGUUUACAGCAGCAGGAACAGGAACCGACAUGAGAUGCUGUGCGUGGAACCAAUGAAUGAGCUCCUGCAAAGGAAGUGGGAGGAUUUUGGCGCCUACAUGUUCCUCAUCAGCUUCCUCUUUUACCUGUCGUACAUCUUGUGCCUAACCAUCAUGGCUUCCCACAGACCGGAGGGAAACAAGGCAGCAGGUUGCGUGUCCUGGGUGAAGACUCAGGUUUAUAUAGUGCUGGCUGCUGUGUACUUUCUUAUUAAAGAGGGGGCUGAGAUGGUCUACCUGAGGCGCUCGGACCUGCACUCCGUGCUGGUGGACGGCUCCUUCCACAUCCUGUACUUUGUCCAGUCGGGGCUUGUGGUCAUCUUCAGCUCCUUGUGCUGGGCGGAUGUGGAAGGUUCCCGAAUCUUGCUGGUCCUGGCUCUGGCCCUCGGCUGGUUCAACGUGUUGUAUUACACACGGGGCUUCAAACUCACCGGAAUUUACUGUGUCAUGAUUAAAAAGAUUAUUCUGCAGGAUAUCCUGAGGUUUCUCCUGGUUUACAUGGUUUUCAUCGUGGGAUUUGCAGCAGCUCUUGCCUCGUUGAUUGAGGAGUGCCCGGCCGGCAUCGAGUGCCCAUUUAGUGGCUUCAGCACUACCAUCUUGGAGCUCUUCAAGCUCACCAUCGGCCUGGGGGACCUGGGCAUCCAGAAACACUCGCGGUUCCCUGUCUUCUUCCACACCCUGUUGGUGCUCUACGUCAUCCUGACCUUCGUCCUGUUGCUCAACAUGCUGAUUGCUCUGAUGGGAGAGACCGUGACCAAGAUCUCCAGUGACAGCGAGAAGAUCUGGAAACUCCAGAGGGCCGUCACCACCCUCUACUUUGAGCGAAACCUGCCCAGGUGGGUGCGGACAAGAUGUAAAAACGGCCACAGCUUCACGGACGUGACGGUGGGACUCACACCCGAGGGGAGAAAGGACCAGCGCUGGUGCCUGAGGCUGAAUGAGAUGAACUGGUCGGAGUGGGACACCCGGAUAGAGACGACGGUGGAAUCGGGCUAGUCACAGACUGGGCCAGGAGCCCAGGACACUGCCGAGACCUGCUGCAUUUGUGUAGCCCCUCUCACACCCCACAGCAUGCUCCAACCAGAGGUCCCCACUGUUGUAGGAAACACAGCAGCACAGCAGGACUCCACAAACUGCAAGGUGGUAACGAUUCAAUGAUCUCCUGAAUUCAGCGAAGUUGAUUGUGAGAGAACCUUGGACCCAGGACACCGACAUCUCCCUGUUCGUCGAAACGAUGGCUUCAGUAUUGUCUCUGGAAUGGGCAGAUAGACUUGGAUUCAUUUAUCGUUCAAAGGACGUCCCUCCCACAGCGUGACCCUCCCUCAGUACCGCCCCUCCCACGUUCCGUCUCACCACCUCUGCGCCACUGUCUGUGCUCAUCCCUCGAGCUGCUCUGGGAGACGUCCCUCACCCCGCCUGCCUCACUGCUGAUGAACUCUGGGACCCCCAGCCGGGGAUCCCGGUCUCCCCACCACCUCCCCCCACCCCCCCCCCACCCCGCCAGGGAUCCCAGUCUCCCCCACAGGGAUCCCGGUCUACCCGCCGCUGGGGUGUUGUUCAUAAAGUUUUACUUUUAUAAAAAAAUCUUUAACAGAGGAACUUCGUGAAUGAAU